Sipha flava (yellow sugarcane aphid) is the source of this 549-nucleotide messenger RNA. RefSeq names its product protein GVQW3-like. Lineage: Eukaryota; Metazoa; Arthropoda; Insecta; Hemiptera; Aphididae. The transcript is spliced from 2 exons. The record is from RefSeq and is a predicted model, not a curated record. Gene Ontology annotation, molecular function: nucleic acid binding. The coding region runs from base 1 to 549 and encodes 182 amino acids.
AUGGCAUUAACCGAAAGCCUAGAAAUAGUAGAUAAUGCCAUUAAGCAAUUAAAAUGCGUUCCUGGAGAAAUUGGAGUUUUAAUUAACUCUAAAUUACAAAAUAUAUUGGGAAAAAUCCCAGGAUUUAAGGUUGUAAAUCGUUGUGUUACUUUUGACUGGUUCGAACGAUUUAAAGAAGGUCAUAUAUCCAUUGAAGAUGAUCAUCGUCCUGGGCGUCCAUCAACAUCAAAAACAAUUGAUACCAUUACUUUAGUUCGAGAUAAAAUUAGAUACGACCGAAGAUUAACUGUCAAAGAAUUAACCAAUGAAGUUGGCAUAUCAAUUGGUACUUGUCAUUCGAUUUUAUCAGAUGAAUUGGGUAUGAAAAGAGUGUCCGCAAAAUUAGUGCCAAAAUUGUUAACCGAGGAGCAAAUGGAACAUCGCGUUAAAAUGUGCUUGGAUCUAAAAAAUCGGGUUUCUAAUGACCCAAGUUUUAUAAAAUCAAUAAUUACGGAUGAUGAAACAUGGGUGUAUGGAUAUGAUCCCGAAACCAAAUUCCAAUCAUCGUAA